CGCGGUGGGUGGUCCGCAAUGGCUUCUAAAGACGGAUCAAAAGUCACCACCCAGGGUUACCAUGCUUAUCGCAAGGCAGCUGGCGAGCUCACAGGCGCAAAGCCGCCACAAGGCAUCGAAGCAACCAUGGCGUUGACGAGCCCCAACGAUCUGAAGGUGGCUUUCGAAAUGCUUGACGUGAACAAGGAAGGUGUCUUGGGGAAGAAGCAGGCACGGGAUUUUCUACGAUGCGCUGGGUGGUGUGUACCAGACGAUGAACUAGAUGCAAUGCUGGUUGGACGUGCCAGCUCUGGUGUCAAAGCAGGAACAGCAGAGCGCACCAAAUGGAAUCAAAAAAUGUUGAUGGACCUGUUGGAGGAAAAUAAAAACCGGGAAAAUACCAGUGUUGCCUCAGUCCAGCAAGCUCUGCGGAGGCUGGCCAGCAAUCGAGCCAAGAUCAGCCGUGAGCGCAUUGUGGAAUUCAUCUCUCAAGAUCAUGACCUGUCAGAAGCAGACAUUGACCAGGUUCUUGGCGCCAUCGGAAUGGGUGGGGCCAAGCUGUUGGAUUGUGAUCAAUUGGCUGCAAAGCUCUUGGAUCGUGUUUGCAAUCCUCCCUCUGUCUUGGAGAUGCAUGAGCUUGGAUCAUGACGUGAUGAUAGCAGAGAAAUGUAGAGAAUCACAUGCUGGAUGUGCCUGAGUAUGUCCAUACCUGAUGGUAUCGAUGCCACCUGCCGAAUUAAACCUGUCUUUCACCAGCCAGUGCGCAAAAGUGCUUCGCUUAAUUGUACAUAUGGACGCCGGCAACAAUGCAAAGGACCAAAGCAACAUGGUGCGUCGUUAUGCGCGAAAA
Messenger RNA from Cladocopium goreaui, 829 nucleotides. NCBI's taxonomy places the organism in Eukaryota, Dinophyceae, Suessiales, Symbiodiniaceae. The record is from the annotation of a GenBank genome assembly.